Messenger RNA from Glycine soja, 3503 nucleotides. Its product is annotated as pentatricopeptide repeat-containing protein At4g21300-like. NCBI's taxonomy places the organism in Eukaryota, Viridiplantae, Streptophyta, Magnoliopsida, Fabales, Fabaceae. The coding region runs from base 301 to 2841 and encodes 846 amino acids. The transcript is spliced from 4 exons. Gene Ontology annotation, biological process: RNA modification. The record is from RefSeq and is a predicted model, not a curated record. Gene Ontology annotation, molecular function: protein binding; RNA binding.
UUCCAUCUCAUCUCUUUGUACCAAACAUAUAGCCUACAACAUCCUGUUUAGUUACCUCUUCACACUCAUCCGAACUCUACCCGCGGUGUGAGCGUUUACUGAAUAGAAUAGAGCGUUUCAAAAGUGUUUUUCAAGCGGGAUUCUAGGACGACAAAAUGGUGUCUUCAACGUAACGGUGGUUUGUGACGCCUUCAAACCAAUUGAGAAAAACUUGAUUAUGGGUAUAUGCUUCAACAGCGAAUCAACUCUACUUGGCUGUUCGAAACUUGAUUAUGGUUUAUGUCUCUUUCACUCUAAAAAAUGUAUAACAGAACUACAAAUCUAUGCUCUAUAUUUAGACUUGCAUUUUCAAGGUCAAAACUCAUGCACACAGCAGGAACAAGCAUCUGCAACAAUGUCAUGUCAAAACCAGAAACUCAAGAUUCCCUCACAACCCAAUUGGAAUCUUUGUUCCGGGCUUGUUCGGAUGCUUCUGUGGUUCAGCAAGCUAGACAGGUUCACACUCAGAUCAUUGUUGGCGGCAUGAGUGAUGUUUGCGCACUGAGUUCAAGGGUUUUGGGGCUGUAUGUUCUUUGUGGUAGGAUCAGCGAUGGUGGGAACUUGUUUUUCGGGCUCGAAUUGUGCAAUGCUCUUCCUUGGAAUUGGAUGAUAAGAGGGCUUUACAUGUUGGGGUGGUUUGAUUUUGCCUUGCUGUUUUACUUCAAGAUGUUGGGUAGUAAUGUUUCACCUGACAAAUACACGUUCCCUUAUGUGAUUAAGGCCUGUGGUGGUUUGAAUAAUGUGCCGUUGUGUAUGGUGGUUCAUAAUACGGCUCGGUCCUUGGGGUUUCAUGUGGACUUGUUUGUUGGUAGUGCUUUGAUCAAGUUGUAUGCGGAUAAUGGUUAUAUUUGUGAUGCAAGGCGGGUGUUCGAUGAAUUGCCUCAGAGAGACACCAUUUUAUGGAAUGUCAUGCUCCAUGGUUAUGUGAAAAGUGGAGAUUUUAACAAUGCGAUGGGGACUUUUUGUGGAAUGAGGACCUCUUAUAGUAUGGUUAAUUCGGUGACGUAUACUUGUAUUUUGUCUAUAUGUGCCACGAGAGGGAAAUUUUGUCUUGGUACUCAGGUUCAUGGUCUUGUUAUUGGUAGUGGGUUCGAGUUUGAUCCACAGGUAGCAAACACACUAGUUGCCAUGUAUUCAAAGUGUGGGAACCUUUUUGAUGCUCGCAAGUUAUUUAAUACAAUGCCACAAACCGAUACAGUGACUUGGAAUGGGUUGAUUGCUGGAUAUGUACAAAAUGGAUUUACAGAUGAGGCUGCACCUUUGUUUAAUGCUAUGAUCUCUGCUGGUGUCAAACCAGAUUCGGUCACUUUUGCAAGUUUCCUUCCUUCUAUCCUUGAAUCUGGGAGUCUCAGACAUUGUAAGGAAGUUCAUAGUUACAUAGUGCGACAUAGGGUGCCUUUCGAUGUCUAUUUGAAGAGUGCUCUUAUUGACAUAUACUUCAAGGGAGGAGAUGUGGAGAUGGCACGCAAGAUUUUCCAGCAGAAUACUUUGGUUGAUGUUGCAGUUUGCACAGCUAUGAUCUCAGGUUAUGUGCUUCAUGGGCUGAAUAUCGAUGCUAUAAACACUUUUAGGUGGUUAAUUCAAGAGGGAAUGGUGCCUAAUUCCCUAACCAUGGCUAGUGUUUUGCCAGCUUGUGCUGCUUUGGCUGCUCUGAAAUUAGGGAAGGAGUUGCAUUGUGAUAUUCUAAAGAAACAAUUGGAGAAUAUAGUUAAUGUGGGAUCUGCCAUCACAGACAUGUAUGCAAAGUGUGGAAGACUGGAUCUUGCUUAUGAAUUUUUCAGAAGAAUGUCUGAAACGGAUAGUAUUUGUUGGAACUCAAUGAUUUCAAGCUUCUCGCAGAAUGGGAAACCAGAAAUGGCCGUUGAUCUUUUUCGUCAAAUGGGAAUGAGUGGAGCCAAGUUUGAUUCUGUGAGCCUAUCAUCUGCUCUCUCUUCUGCUGCAAAUUUACCAGCACUAUAUUAUGGGAAAGAGAUGCAUGGCUAUGUGAUAAGAAAUGCAUUUAGUUCUGACACUUUUGUUGCAAGUGCACUGAUAGAUAUGUAUUCUAAAUGUGGAAAACUAGCUUUGGCUCGGUGUGUGUUUAACCUGAUGGCUGGGAAGAAUGAAGUUUCAUGGAACAGCAUCAUUGCUGCCUAUGGAAACCAUGGUUGUGCUAGAGAAUGCCUUGACCUAUUCCAUGAGAUGUUAAGAGCUGGGGUUCACCCUGAUCAUGUUACCUUUCUUGUUAUAAUAUCUGCUUGUGGCCAUGCGGGCUUAGUUGGUGAAGGCAUACACUACUUUCAUUGCAUGACUAGAGAAUAUGGGAUUGGUGCUAGGAUGGAACACUAUGCAUGCAUGGUAGAUUUGUAUGGUCGUGCUGGUCGUUUGCAUGAAGCAUUUGAUGCCAUAAAGAGCAUGCCAUUCACUCCAGAUGCAGGUGUUUGGGGGACAUUUCUGGGAGCUUGUCGGCUCCAUGGAAAUGUUGAGUUGGCUAAAUUAGCUUCAAGACAUCUUCUUGAAUUGGACCCAAAAAAUUCUGGAUACUAUGUAUUGCUUUCAAAUGUACAUGCCGAUGCUGGUGAGUGGGGAAGUGUUCUUAAGGUGAGAAGGUUAAUGAAGGAAAAAGGAGUUCAGAAGAUACCUGGAUACAGCUGGAUUGAUGUUAAUGGUGGGACCCAUAUGUUUUCUGCUGCUGAAGGAAACCAUCCAGAAUCUGUUGAGAUCUAUUUGAUUCUGAAUAGUCUCCUUCUUGAGUUAAGAAAACAGGGUUAUGUUCCUCAACCUUACCUUCCACUUCACCCACAAAUCACGGGCAAUAAUUGAGUGAAGAACAAUUAUUUUCUUUCAUAUUCUCCGACAGUCAUAUCAAAUACUUCUUGAUGCAACCAUAUCAUUGUGAGAUAACUUCUAUAAAAACUUAUGGAGGUUGUUUAAUCUUCGAAUUCAUGACAAUUUUAAUUGAAAUCUCUGUCGAGAAGUUGCUAAGGCAUGUGUUAAUGCAGGUGCUCUUGAUUUUGGAAAGAAGGCUUUGUGGAAGCAUAAUGCCUAUGGACUGACCCCAAAUAUUUCAUCUGCACACCAUUUACUGAAAGAAGAAAUUGUUGAAACCCAAAUGCACAUGGAUCCUUGAAGACAUAGGUUUGUUGAAUGCAAAGCAUACUGACAUGCCUAUGCAUCCUAAUGUCAAAUCUCAACCAAAACAGGGAGAGCCUCUGUCAAACUCAGGAAAAUAUAGAAGAUUGGUUAGAAAAAUAAAUUACCUUAUUGUCACUCAUUGAGACAUCUUUUGCAUUAAGUGAAGUUAAUUACAUUUUAAACUCUCAGUAUGACGGCCAUUUGGAUGCUAUGAAUUAUGAUACAUACUGAAAAUAUAUUGAAAGAGCUCUAGGAAAAGGUGCCCUAUAAAGGUUCUUAGAUUGUCGAAUAUACAUAUGUUGAUUGAGUAGAGUUUAAAAUAUAUUGGAAAAAUGAAUUUUAUUUUUUCA